Ostrinia nubilalis (European corn borer) is the source of this 915-nucleotide messenger RNA. Its product is annotated as cuticle protein 16.5-like. The transcript is spliced from 2 exons. Lineage: Eukaryota; Metazoa; Arthropoda; Insecta; Lepidoptera; Crambidae. The coding region runs from base 54 to 836 and encodes 260 amino acids. The record is from RefSeq and is a predicted model, not a curated record.
GAAAGCAAGUCCCCCAAAACUUAUUACAAACCACAACCACGAACAAGACAAACAUGUUCACCAAGGUCGUCUUCGUUCUCUGCGCCGCGGGUCUUGCCUCCGCUGGCAACCUUCUCCACGCCGCCGCCCCAGUGGCCUACAGCGCCGCCCCCGCGGUGUCAUCUGUCUCCUACACCUCUCACGCCGCUCCCGUGGCCUACGCCGCUGCCGCUCCCGUGGUCGCCAAGACCUACGCCGCGCCCGCUGCCGUCUCCUACUCAUCCUACUCUUCUCACGCCGCUCCCGUGGCCUACGCUGCUGCCGCUCCCGUAGUUGCCAAGACUUACGCCGCCCCUGCCGCCGUGUCCUACUCUUCAUACUCUUCCCACUCCGCCCCCGUCGCGUACGCCGCCGCUCCCGUCGUCGCCAAGGCCUACGCCGCUCCCGUCGCCACUUACGCCGCCGCCCCCGUCGUAGCCAAGGCUGUGGCCCCCGCUGUGUCCUACAGCUCGGUGUCCCACGCUGCCCCCGUGGCGUACGCCAGCCCCGUCGUUAAGACUUACGCCGCUGCUGCCCCCGCGGUUGCCCACUACUCUGCCGCCCCAGCUGUUGCCCACUACUCUGCCGCCCCCGCGGUUGCCCACUACGCCGCUGCCCCAGCUGUAGCCCACUACUCUGCUGCCCCAGCUGUAGCCCACUACUCCGCUGCCCCUGCCGUAGCCCACUACUCCGCCGCCCCCGCUGUGGCCCACUACGCCGCCGCCGCCCCCGUUGUUAAAACCGCGGUGACAUACUCCGCUGCCCCCGCUGUCUCUCACGUCACCUACACCGGCCUGGGAGCUUCUUACGGCUGGUAAACUGUUAUUGUUGUUAAAUAAUCUUAUUUCAAACGACCUUUAUUUAUUGAACAUGAAUAAAUUAUGUAAAUAAUUGAUA